UUUCCUCAGCUCUUCUCUGGCUGUUUUAAAAGAUUGACAGUCGCUCUUACUUCCUUUUUUGGCUCUGUUCCCCUUCCCCCCACCCUAGCCCUCCACACAUUGGCUCAGUCCUGCCUUUUUCACGCCGACUCCACCCCCAAGUUUCAGAGACCCUAAUGUCCUAGGGAAUGGAAUUUCCUGGUCACUUCUCAUCCUCAUUGGACGUUUACUUGCCAAGUCCCACACACACUUUCCCUCCACCCAGCUCUGGUUAGGUCCCUGGAAAAGAAACAGAAAGGCCCUUGUUUCUUCCACUGCCCCAUUCGCUCCCCCCUUCCCUCCCCUCCCAGCACUAUCCACCCUUGUCCACUCAGCUUUAAGCAGAGGGGGAAUGUACUGUCCACUCAGCACAGACUGCCUGGUGGUGUCGGGGGUUUCCUCUGAUUCUUCAUUGUUUUCUCCGUUUCCCUCCAGCCCUUACCACCUGCUGCCACAACCACCAUCAGGACAAACUCUGUGACUGAUUGACUGACUACCCUACUGACCAAGGCUCCCCUCUCUGGACAGCUGUGUUCUGACUUCCGGGUUCAGAUCCCAGGAAGACACAACCUUGUGUGUGCCCACCUUUCCGUGGCCCUGUUAGUCUCUGAGACGCUGCUCACCUGAGGGUCCCCAGGGUUCCAGCUGAGUGGACCGAGUGUGUGGGUACAGCAGGAGCUUGAGGAGAGGGCAUCAAAGCACCAGGGCAAGAGCCCUCUGGGGCCUCCGGCAGGGGAUUGAAGCUGGCACCUUCACGGACUAUGAGUGAAUUUUGGCACAAACUGGGCUGCUGUGUGGUCGAGAAACCCCAGCCGCAGAAGAAGAGAAGGCGGAUUGACCGGACCAUGAUUGGGGAACCAAUGAAUUUUGUCCACCUGACCCACAUUGGCUCUGGGGAGAUGGGAGCUGGAGAUGGACUUGCUAUGACAGGUGCAGUUCAGGAGCAGAUGAGGUCCAAGGGAAACCGGGACAGGCCUUGGAGUAAUUCUAGGGGCUUAUAGCUCCCAUAGAAAUAAAUGGUUCUGCCAUCUUGAAGUUCCAACUCUGUCCAGCCCAGAAGAAAUGCUGCCCUCGCCUGAUCCUUGCUAGGACUUGUAGAACCCAACAGUCCCUCUUUUCCCUCACUGCCUAACAGUGCCUCUGAGGGGUAGGGGCUGGACUCCUCCUCUCUCUGGCUGUCACCCCUCCUGGAGAUGGGUCAAGGCAGCAGGACUGACCAAGUGACCACUGGCUGGCCAGAGGAGCUCAGUGGAAGCCCUGGACACCCGAGAUCUGAGUGAGGAGUUCUCUGGGAACCGGGGAAGAGUUCCCUCCUCCUAAAUGACGGUCUGGGUGUCAACUCUUCAAACUCUUAGCCUGGAACUCCUCAAAUGGGGUAGGUAGGUGAGAGUGCCAAAGCUGAAGCUGGCUUUCCUGAGAAGCUCUCUACCUCCCUGCCCUUCCCUUUCCCCCUGCGAUGCACAAAAGCAGACAUCAAGCAGGGGCUGGGAGGGUGGUGCCCAGUCCAUUCUUCCUCUAGACUGCAGACCUUAAGCUCAUAGCCCCUCACUCCUUCUCUGCUGACACCAGGGUCUUUCUCUCAUCCUGUUUCUGUAGCAUUACUAGCUUCCCAGCUGCAGUCGUUUUUUCUUUUAAUUAAAAUUUUAAUUUAAGCUGAUUUAAUUACCCCACCCUGCUCUUCCCUCUGCCCUUAACCUUGUCUCUUUUACUGUUUCCUGUUGAGUAAGAGUUGCGGUGGAUCUUAACUGUCAACAUUCCAUUUAAGUCUUGGGGGACCUGGCCCACCCUCUACCAACCUCCCUGCUGGCCCAGGUGAGAGAAGAAAGAGGGGUCUGAAGAGAAAGCCAGAGAGCAAAAAGAUAGGCACGUACACCUGUGCGUGUAAGAGCCUUGCCAUGGCCCAGGAACAGAGGCAAAGCAAGGCUUCUCAACGAGACAUGUUUGCCCUUGUGGACUGGAUAAUUCUUUAUACCAGAGGGCGGUUUUGUGAUUAGAUAUUUAGCAGCAUCUCUAGCCCACUCUAGUUUUGGCAACCAAAAGUAUCUUCAGAAACUGCCAAGUGUCUUCUAGGGACAAAUUACCUGAGGCUGAGAAUCCCAGCUCUGAAUUCAAGGCACUUUUAAGUGGUUUUCACUCCCUACCCUACUCCUCAUCCAGUUAUUCCUCAAAAGCCUGAGCUAUGGAUGGACUAGGACCCCUUGUAAAGUAGGCUCAGGAAAACUCCACAUAGUCUUUAUAUUCCGUGUAUUCCUUUUGCUGCGUGGCUUCAGGUCUCCUUGAUGGACAUGUGCUACGAUUCGCCUUCCUUGCAGUGUGGAGACAGGAACAGGCUGCGUUGGAAUUGGAGAAGGGGGAGAUAAAAGCAGCAGAGGUGCGCGACCUAGUUACCCUCCCAAGCUCUAAGCUGUUCUUGUGCCCCAGCCCCAGAACUAGACACAAAUAAGACUCAGGGAGUUUUGCCUGAAGAUCAGGACCUACCCCCAUCUGGCUGCAGUGUGCUUUGGAUGGGAAAGCAUUGGAGGAGCACGGUCUUUAGGCACAUUGUUUUCUCAGGUGUUUUUUGUUCUGGCCCUUUCUUUGCAGGGUGAUUAGGAAGGCAGAGCAACAGAUGAGCUCCUCCCUGCUCUGAGACAGGAAUGCUGGGGUCUCAUUGGCUCUAGCAGGGUCAGAACUGUGGAAUCAGAUCCACUCUGCUGAUUCCAUCCAGCCAUCCGUUUUGCCCCCAUCUACAGUGAUUUAAGUUUUUCAAAUUUCAGUGUAGUUUUUCAGGGUCUAAGAUUGGUGGUAGAGCUGCAUUCCCAAUACUCUAGUUCCAGUCGAGCUAGUUAGUUGCUCUAUGAAAGUGGCCCACCUUGUUGCCCUAGGAGCUUGGUAGCUGAGGGUUAGACUAGGGAUGUAGAAAGGGGAUGAUGGGGUAAGGUAGAAAGGUGGGAACUCCAAUCUCCAACCUCACCUAAUAGCUAUUCUUUGGACAGUCUUUGGUGCUCUCUUGCCUCGAGCCACUUUCUCUAACGUGUGGGGUUGAGAGUCAUAAUUUAUAUUAAGAAUUUGUUGGACUUUUAAAUACAUUUUUCAAAUAAAAAAAUGUAAGCAAA
Chinchilla lanigera (long-tailed chinchilla) is the source of this 3113-nucleotide messenger RNA. RefSeq names its product CDC42 small effector 1 (gene Cdc42se1). The coding region runs from base 780 to 1019 and encodes 79 amino acids. Gene Ontology annotation, biological process: regulation of Rho protein signal transduction. The record is from RefSeq and is a predicted model, not a curated record. Lineage: Eukaryota; Metazoa; Chordata; Mammalia; Rodentia; Chinchillidae. The transcript is spliced from 5 exons. Gene Ontology annotation, cellular component: plasma membrane. Gene Ontology annotation, molecular function: small GTPase binding.